AUGGUCAGGAGCUUCAAAGAAUUCGCUGCAGCCAUGAUGAGGGCAAGAAAGAGCCUAGUGAGAAGAAGAAGAGACUCAGAGGCCGGAGGAGAGGAUUCACGAGCAGCUAUGGGUUCCAGAGCAUAUCUAGAUAAUCUAGGUCCGAUCGCCGUCGAAACACUCUGUCUUUGGUGCUCUAGAGUGGGCGGAACUGGGGCUGUGAAAAAUGUGGAAGUCUUGGACGAUAUCGGUUCGGCUGCUGCAGAUGCUCUCAAUGCUCUUUUCCUCGAGGAACCCAAAUUUUCUCUGCGGCUCCUCCUGCCUGCUGGAGUUGUGCCUGCCCUGAUUCAUGCGUGCUCAACAUCGCACAGCCCAGCCAUGCAGACGGCAGGAGCAGGAGCGUUGCUGAAUCUGGCGCGAGAGGAAGAAGCGCGGAAAGAAAUCGUCAUGGCAGGAGGGAUCUCAUCGCUGAUCUCCCUCCUGAGGCAGAAGCCGUGUCCUCCUGCUGUUGCCCGCAGUGCUUGUGGGGCCCUUCAGAACAUCUCCCUGACUGCUGGCUACGAGGACCCGUUGAUAGACAGCGGCGCUCUUGACGUCCUCCUCUCCCUGCUCAGCAACUCGUCGGACGAGCUCGUGCAAGAGAGAGCAGCUGCCUGCAUAGCCAACCUGACGGCGGGAGGCGAGCGUGCGAGGCUUGCCGUGCUGGAAAGGAAGGGCGUCCCUGUGCUCGUGCAGCAGCUGGAGGUCGUGAAGAGGAAGAAUGCUCGGACGGGGGUGUCAGAGCUCGCUCCUCCGUCUCUCUCCAUGAUCUGCGCUGUAGGAGGGGCUCUGAAGGGCCUGGCCCAGCUCCCCAAGGUUGACGGGAUGUUGUAUGGAACCGGCGCAAUCAUGCAGACAGCGGUGCUGCUGGAGUACUUGAAGAUGUCCAUGGAAUGGAGGCCAGCAGUGAUCGGGGAGGAGGAGAGCAGGGCGCUAGAGGCACUCAUGGAGUUCAUCAGGAACGUGUCUGUGCAUGCCACUCAGGGGAAGCAUCGGGAGGAGCUGAGAAAGUCGAACUUGGGGGUGGUAGUAGGCAAGUUUGUAAAGCAGCUCUGCCCAGCUGAGACUGAGCGGUUCCCCGAGCACGCGAGGAGGCUGCUGGUGGAAGCGAUCUCAGCAGUGAGGAACUUGAGCAUUGGGAAUGAGGAGAUGCAGAACCAGCUCGGGUCAAGUGGGGUGAUAGAGACCUUGACAGGGCUGGUAGAAAAGAUGCUGGAGGCUCCCUGGCGCUCCGAAGUUCUGCUUGUGGAAACCUUGCAUGCUCUUGCGAACUGCAUGCAAAACUCAAGCUUGAAUCGUCAGAGGGCUCUCGCUGCAAGGUGUAUGAAGCUCUUCAUGACGCUGGCCUCACAGGAGGCGCGAGAGCCGAUAGUGGGCGGAGCAUGCUCGGUCCUCUGUUCCUUGUCGAUGCUGCCGGACGCUCGAACGAAGAUGCUGGAACGCGAUGGCCUUCCCAUGAUUCUUGCAGAGACGAUCACCGGCUGUGCUGGUACUCUGCUUAACUUUGGCAGCGUCAGACACAACCUCGUCAAAUUCGUUCAGUUGGGAGGAUGUAAGUUGGUGACGAAGCACAUUCAAGACUGUGGCAACGAUGCUACUCGCUUCAUACUCAUCUCGCUCAUCCAAAAUCUGUGUGAGAUUGAGGAGCUUCGCCUCCGGCUAGUCGAGGAAGGGUUGGCCCGCGUCUCCCUCAAGCUCAUCGCUCUGAGGAGCAGCACCCCUGAAGCUGUGGUCGAGGUUGCGGCGUCUGUUAUCGCCACCUUGUCGCAUGACAGAAGCACUAAGAUGCAUCUCGUCAAGAUGGGAGCGGCUGCGGUUCUAGAGGAAGCUUGUCUGACCUCCAACGAGACCAUCAAGAGGCUGGCGAGGUCCUCCCUCAACAGCCUCACAUGA
Messenger RNA from Guillardia theta CCMP2712, 1911 nucleotides. RefSeq lists its product as hypothetical. NCBI's taxonomy places the organism in Eukaryota, Cryptophyceae, Pyrenomonadales, Geminigeraceae. The coding region runs from base 1 to 1911 and encodes 636 amino acids. The transcript is spliced from 5 exons. Gene Ontology annotation, biological process: nucleus-vacuole junction assembly. Gene Ontology annotation, molecular function: protein-membrane adaptor activity; protein binding. The record is from RefSeq and is a predicted model, not a curated record.